Messenger RNA from Triticum aestivum (bread wheat), 1151 nucleotides. Its product is annotated as small polypeptide ROTUNDIFOLIA LIKE 3. The coding region runs from base 281 to 610 and encodes 109 amino acids. The transcript has a single exon. NCBI's taxonomy places the organism in Eukaryota, Viridiplantae, Streptophyta, Magnoliopsida, Poales, Poaceae. The record is from RefSeq and is a predicted model, not a curated record. Gene Ontology annotation, biological process: negative regulation of cell population proliferation.
UGUUUGGGAGCGAGGCGAGGCGAAGCCAGCUGAGCUGAGCUGAGGAGGGGGAGGAGACAGGGCGGCCCCAUUCCCACUCCCUCCCACUCCCUCACUCCCUGCUCUGCUCUGCAGCUAGCACACCAUUCAUUGAUUCACUCGCCCGCUCCAUUUCUUCUUCUAUCGCUCGCUCUGCUCAUUCCACGCGCACUGUCCACUCCAUCCAUCCGUCUCCACCGACCCGCCUGCAUUUACGUCUAAGUCGCCGGCGGCGGCGGCAGGGCUGAUCUAGGUUGGAAGCAUGGAGGGGGACGACAAGUGGAAGCUGUCCAAGAAGGGGCGGAGCAGAUCGGGCCGGAACUACUACUACGGCGACGCGUCCGGGUCCGGGGCCAGCACCAGCGGCGGGGGCCUGAGCCGGAGCUACUCGGCCAGCGUCACCGCCACCCGGGACGGCAGCGCCGGCGCCAGCGGAAGCGGGAGCUCGUCGUCGGAGCAGCAGAAGAAGGAGGAGGCCGAGUCAAGGAGGCGGCUGUCCAAGAAGUGCGUGGAGGCGGUGAAGGAGCACCGCGCGCGCUUCUACAUCGUCCGCCGCUGCGUCUCCAUGCUCGUCUGCUGGCGCGACUACUAGGACCUGCCGGCCACCUCCGGCAGGCCGGCCGCCACAUUCUUUCAAUCGUUUGCUUCUUCUUUCCACUGCUGCUGUAGCUACGUACCGGCGUACAUUUCUUCCCCCUUUCUCCGCCUAGCCGAGCUCUCCAUCCAUCCCAGCCUACAUAAUCUUAGCCGCUUCUUCUUCUUCUUCUUCUUCUUCUUCUUCUUCUUCUUCUUGUUGUUGCUGCUUGCUUAAUUACUUUCUUGAUGUUUUUUCCCCACUGCGAAUUGGGUGUGUACAGUACAUCAGCCAUGAGCGCCACCACCACCACCACAAGGUAAUCUAGCUAGCUAGCUAGCAGUCCCGUCAGAGUCAGCCACCAUUACUAGCUAGCUAGCUCGGGAGCUCCAUUUUGCUCUGUUGUUUCCUAGUACUCCUUCCGAGACUUAAAUUUGUGCAGCUAGCUUCAUUUCAAUUAUAAAUCUGUCCUAGUUCCUACCUGGUGCUUUGAUUUUGAGUGAGUGAGUGAGGCCCCUUGAUGAAGAACAAACAUGCAAGAUCAAUCGAUGCUGUUUCA